Molecule: messenger RNA, 1249 nt
Organism: Annulohypoxylon truncatum
Lineage: Eukaryota; Fungi; Ascomycota; Sordariomycetes; Xylariales; Hypoxylaceae
Product: HSP20-like chaperone
Exons: 1
Coding region: 60-866 (268 amino acids)
Biological process (GO): protein complex oligomerization; response to hydrogen peroxide; response to salt stress
Source: RefSeq, a predicted model, not a curated record
UUCCUCAGAUCAGACACAAAGCAAAACAACAAACAAACACACAAACAACAAAACGUUUUAUGCAAUCUACUCGCGCUAUUACUUCUAAAGUAAACCCGCAAAGACUCACCAGAGCUUCCAAGCACUUCAAACCAAUCACCACUACUACAUCUCUACAACCACACAACAACUUCCACACUACAUCCAAAAUGUCGAUGUUCGGUCCUCGAUUCUACACUCCCGCUGAGCCCAACUUCACGGGUCUCUUCCGUCUCAUCGACGACUUCGACAAGUACGCCCUGCAGAACACCGACGGCGCCGCCGCCGCACAGCAGGGCGGCCGCCACGGCCGCCACCUCCCGACCUUCACGCCCAAGUUCGACCUGAAGGAGACGGAGAACACGUACGAGCUCCACGGCGAGCUGCCUGGCAUCGAGAAGGAGAACGUGCACGUGGAGUUCACGGACCCGCAGACCAUCGUCGUGCGCGGCCGCGUCGAGCGCACCUACCAAUCCGGCACGCCGCCGGCCGGCCUCCUCGAGAAGACACCGGAGAAGGCCGCUAUUACCGAGGGCGGCGCGGCCGAGCACCACGACAAGGCGCACCAGCCUACCGUCGAGGAUGACACCGAGGGCGCCCCCACCAGCACCACCGUAACCCAGACCGACAAGGGCAAGGUGGCCGAGCAGAACAAGCAGCAGCAGCAACAGCAGCCGCAGCACAAGUUCUGGGUCUCGGAGCGCAGCGUCGGCGAGUUCUCGCGUACCUUCCAGUUCCCCAGCCGCGUCGACACGGACAACGUCAACGCCUCGCUGAACAACGGUAUCCUCAGCGUCGUGGUGCCCAAGUCGAAGAAGCCGGAGGGACGCCGCAUCGCUGUCAACUAAGGGGUUAUCUAAUCAACCCUGACACCCUAUUCCACCAUCGUCACUACUACUACUACAAUCAAUUUUUCGCUCCUUUUGGUCACCGGACGAAAACCUUUGCGCUCCUUUCUUCCUAUCCGAUCCGGAAUGAUGGUGGAAUGAUACGACUUCACGACGUUCAAGUCACUUUCCUAGCAUGGAGUUUAUGGGGUCGAUGAGGCAGAAUGACACUUCGCACUUUGCAUCGAUACGGCGUCUGACGAUCACUUACUAGGGAGGAAAAGGUAUAAAAAAAAAGGGUUCAUGGAGGGUUUCUGGUUUUGGCAACAUGGCUUUCUGAUUCACAGUAAUUAGCUGAGAUUGUCUGGCGGAGGAAGGAGUCUAGUACCUAAUAAAAUAUGAGU